Onychostoma macrolepis is the source of this 1303-nucleotide messenger RNA. RefSeq names its product myelin and lymphocyte protein-like. The coding region runs from base 208 to 648 and encodes 146 amino acids. Lineage: Eukaryota; Metazoa; Chordata; Actinopteri; Cypriniformes; Cyprinidae. The record is from RefSeq and is a predicted model, not a curated record. The transcript has 4 exons. Gene Ontology annotation, biological process: myelination. Gene Ontology annotation, molecular function: structural constituent of myelin sheath. Gene Ontology annotation, cellular component: membrane.
UGGACAGCUCUCAUGCUCAUAUUAUGCUUAGAUACUUACACUAUGCUUUCAGUUUGUAAAAAUAUACAGAUUUUAUUUGUUUUAUUUGUUUUUCACAUAAUGCAGAAAACAGGAUAGGGAGGGACAUUAUAGUUAAGGAAGAAGUUUAAAAGUCUCAGUUCAUCUAUCAUCUCAUGUUUUUGACAUCUCCUUUAGUACACAGACACAAUGGCUUCUUCAGUGAGCAUGAUGCCCAGUGGCAGUAAGAUUUUCACCACCAUGCCUGAUAUUCUCUUCAUUCCAGAGUUUGUGUUUGGUGGAUUGGUGUGGACACUAGUGGCCUCCACCAAAGUGGAAUCAGCAAAUCCUCAGGGCUGGGUCAUGUUUGUGUCCCUUUUCUGCUUCCUUAUCACCACUCUCUGGUUCUUCAUAUUUAUUACUGGCAUAAACCAGAGCAGCAUCUGGCCUAGCUUGGAUGUAGGAUAUCAUGCAUUCAGCGCAUUCUGUUAUCUGAGCGCUGCAGUGCUUUUGGCUAAUGUCACUAUUAGAAAACAAGGAAUGGAUAAGGUGUACCAGCUAGACAUUGCUGCUGUGGUGAUGGCGUUUAUUGUCACAUUACUGUACUGGACUCAUGCAAUCCUCUCUGCUCACCGAUGGAAGUCCUCUUGAACUUUUGAAGUCCAAUUUUAAGCCACAAAAGGGAAACACUCAUUCAACAGAACAUCACUGCCAAACCCCAGAUGAACCAAAAACAAAGCUAUGCGCAGAACAGAUUUUUUCUUAUUGUUCCAUUUCUGCUUUUUGACAUAACUAAGUGAACUAAUUAUUUUUUAUUUUUUUGCCUUAAAAUUCAAAUCAUUUAUGCAAGCGGCACAUUCAAUAUUAAGUUAGGCUACUUGUUGAAUGAGUAGCGUAAUGUCAUUGUUGGCUGCUGUUUUUAAAGACUUAGAGGAUGUCAUUGUCUGUAAACCUGUAAUAAAAGGCAUCAGUCAAACAGAUUAUCCCAACAAAAACACCAUCCUCAAACAAUAAAGAGAAUAUCAGAAACAGAUCCUUACCUUAACUAGCAAACUAACCAGCAGAACACCAGGAACACACCUCCUACUUUAACAAGCCACCCAUCUUAAGCAACCAACAACAGGAUUUUUGAGGAAGUGCUUAGUAUGAAACUAGUUGAUUUCGUAUGGCCAAAUAAUUCCAGAGUAUUUGAUAUGAAGAUUUUGAAGUGACAUUCUGGUCUAAUCUGAUGCCCAUGAAUGAAUUUUAGCUUUGUUUGAGCUGUAAAAACAAAUGAAAGUAUUGUACUGAAAUUGUGUAUCUGAGA